This is a messenger RNA of Drosophila suzukii, 8345 nucleotides long. It is a transcript of the gene Sh, whose product is annotated as Potassium voltage-gated channel protein Shaker. NCBI's taxonomy places the organism in Eukaryota, Metazoa, Arthropoda, Insecta, Diptera, Drosophilidae. Gene Ontology annotation, biological process: protein homooligomerization; potassium ion transmembrane transport. The record is from RefSeq and is a predicted model, not a curated record. Gene Ontology annotation, cellular component: voltage-gated potassium channel complex; membrane. Gene Ontology annotation, molecular function: protein binding; delayed rectifier potassium channel activity.
UUUAUAUAAGCAAUAGUUAAACAUGUGUUAUAAACAUUAGUUGGGAAAACCUUAAGGCCUUGAAAAUCAUCAAUAAAUCACAGCAAUGAGCAGCAACAAUGGCAACGAACAGUCGCAACAGCAGCAGGUGCCAGCAGCAACAGCAACAGCAACAACAGUUGCAACUACAGCUGCAGCAGCAGCAACAACUGCCCAACCGGAGGCUAUUGCAGCUGGAUCCGGAUCAGGAUCACAGGUUUCGCGACCUGCAACAGCACCAGCUCGCUCCAGCAACAACAACAACAACAAUGCCACCAGCAGCACCACCACCACCUUCUACAGGGUCAAUCUGAGCAACACGAACAGCAGCAACAUCAACAACAACACCAGCAGCAGCAGCAGCAAUGCUAACCAGGCCAGCAACAACAACCACCAUGAGAGCAGCAGCAACAGCAACACCACCUUGGUGGUCAACACCAGCAACACCGCAGCGGCAACAUCAGCCGGAGGAGCAACUGCAGCAGCAGCAACAUCGGCCACCAACAACAACAACCACAUCUAUGUGAAUCCACACAGCUACGACAGCAGCACCACUGGCAGCGUGAGUGGUUCCACGGCGGUGAUGUUGCCACUGCCCCUCAGUCUGCCCCUCAACCUGCAACACCAGCCAGCGGCAGCAACAGGGGGAGGAGCAGCAGCAGCAACACUCGAUGCCCAGCAGCAACAUCCACUGGGUGGCAACACCAACAGCAACAGCAACACGGGAGCCAUAAGUCGCAUUGGAACCCUCACGGGAACCGGCACCUCCACCUCCACCACCCUGAGCACCCUGAACACAUAUCUCUUUCCCUGCGGCGCCGAUUCGGCGGCCAGUAGCUGCGAUCUGGACAGCAACUUCAGCCAGAUGCUGGGAGCCGGCAGCGAGGGUGGAGCGAGCAGUUCCCUCAGUCAGGUGACAGCGCCAGUGGGAGCUGCCACGGUUUCGGGAUCGGGAUUGGGUCUGGGUGUCCAACUGGGACUGGGUUUCAUCAACAGUCGACGGCGCAUACGUCGACUCUUUGGAGUGGGUGAAGUAAUGCCGGCGGUGGCCACGCCCACACCCUAUGCAGCCGCCCUGAGACGUCGCAGUUCGCAGAUAGUUCAGAUGACCAAGAAGCGGGAAAAGGAGCUGGAGGAUCUGGAGCAGCAGCAGAGGAUAGCCACGGUGGCCUCGGCGAAUGCCGCUUUCCUCGAGCGCCGCGAGCAGCAGCAACAGCAGCAGCAGCAGCAACUCCAACAGCAACAUCAGCAGCACCAGCAACAUCUGCAGUUCGCCUUCAAUCCGUUGCAACUGGAGGCCGGGAAAAAGAAGAAAAAGAAACCACCUGGACCGCCGGCCCACACGCGACAGCAAAACUCGCGCACCAUGGACGAUCCCAUGAUGAAUCGACCCCGGAAGAGCACGCCUGCGGCCAGCAAGAAGAAGGACAAGGGACCCGAGAACCCCUAUGAGAAGUCUUUGCCCAAAUUGAGCAGUCAAGACGAAGAAGGGGGGGCUGGUCAUGGCUUUGGUGGCGGACCGCAACACUUUGAACCCAUUCCUCACGAUCAUGAUUUCUGCGAAAGAGUCGUUAUAAAUGUAAGCGGAUUAAGGUUUGAGACACAACUACGUACGUUAAAUCAAUUCCCGGACACGCUGCUUGGGGAUCCAGCUCGGAGAUUACGGUACUUUGACCCGCUUAGAAAUGAAUAUUUUUUUGACCGUAGUCGACCGAGCUUCGACGCGAUUUUAUACUAUUAUCAGAGUGGUGGCCGACUACGGAGACCGGUCAAUGUCCCUUUAGACGUAUUUAGUGAAGAAAUAAAAUUUUAUGAAUUAGGUGAUCAAGCAAUUAAUAAAUUCAGAGAGGAUGAAGGCUUUAUUAAAGAGGAAGAAAGACCAUUACCGGAUAAUGAGAAACAGAGAAAAGUCUGGCUGCUCUUCGAGUAUCCAGAAAGUUCGCAAGCCGCCAGAGUUGUAGCCAUAAUUAGUGUAUUUGUUAUAUUGCUAUCAAUUGUUAUAUUUUGUCUAGAAACAUUACCCGAAUUUAAGCAUUACAAGGUGUUCAAUACAACAACAAAUGGCACAAAAAUCGAGGAAGACGAGGUGCCUGACAUCACAGAUCCUUUCUUCCUUAUAGAAACGUUAUGUAUUAUUUGGUUUACAUUUGAACUAACUGUCAGGUUCCUCGCAUGUCCGAACAAAUUAAAUUUCUGCAGGGAUGUCAUGAAUGUUAUCGACAUAAUCGCCAUCAUUCCGUACUUUAUAACACUAGCGACUGUCGUUGCCGAAGAGGAGGAUACGUUAAAUCUUCCAAAAGCGCCAGUCAGUCCACAGGACAAGUCAUCGAAUCAGGCUAUGUCCUUGGCAAUAUUACGAGUGAUACGAUUAGUUCGAGUAUUUCGAAUAUUUAAGUUAUCUAGGCAUUCGAAGGGUUUACAAAUAUUAGGACGAACUCUGAAAGCCUCAAUGCGGGAAUUAGGUUUACUUAUAUUUUUCUUAUUUAUAGGCGUCGUACUCUUCUCAUCGGCGGUUUAUUUUGCGGAAGCUGGAAGCGAAAAUUCCUUCUUCAAGUCCAUACCCGAUGCAUUUUGGUGGGCGGUCGUUACCAUGACCACCGUUGGAUAUGGUGACAUGACACCCGUCGGCGUUUGGGGCAAAAUUGUGGGAUCACUGUGUGCCAUUGCUGGCGUGCUGACCAUCGCACUGCCGGUGCCGGUCAUCGUCAGCAAUUUCAACUACUUCUAUCACCGCGAAACGGAUCAGGAGGAGAUGCAGAGCCAGAACUUUAAUCACGUUACUAGUUGUCCAUAUUUGCCAGGUACAUUAGUAGGUCAACACAUGAAGAAAUCAUCGUUGUCCGAGUCCUCAUCGGAUAUGAUGGAUUUGGACGAUGGUGUCGAGUCCACGCCGGGAUUGACAGACACACAUCCUGGACGCAGUGCGGUGGCUCCAUUUUUGGGAGCCCAGCAGCAGCAACAGCCGGUAGCGUCCUCAAUGUCGAUGUCGAUCGAUAAGCAGCUGCAGCAUCCACUGCAGCAGCUGACGCAGACGCAACUGUACCAGCAGCAGCAGCAACAGCAGAACGGCUUCAAGCAGCAGCAGCAACAGACGCAGCAGCAACAGUCCCACACAAUAAACGCAAGUGCAGCGGCGGCAACGAGCGGCAGCGGCAGCAGCGGCCUCACAAUGAGGCACAAUAAUGCCCUGGCCGUUAGUAUCGAGACCGACGUUUGACUACUGGUGCAAAAGACGUUGCGUGGUAUAAAUUUGGCCUUGACAGGAGUUACGUUGGAUGCCAGAAACGACUACAAAAGCUGUUUAUAUUUAAUUUAAGUAGAACAAAUAACAAAAACAAAUUUAAUCUAUUGCUAAACUAAAUUAAAUCUAAAUUAAAACUUAAAUUAAUUUAAUUUAAUUAAAUUAUACAUCUAAUGAUAAACAACAUAAAAAACAAAACUCAAGUCCCAACCAGAACAAACAAAAAGCAAGAUAAUGAAUGAGUAAGGGAGUAACAAUAAAUUCGAGUAGUAUGGCAUAAACCAAUAAAAUGAAAACAAUUGACAAAUAACAAUGAUUAGAAGAAGGGAGAUGAAAGCAACAGCAUAAACAUCGAAGAAGUGUUGGCAGGAUUUAAAUCAAAUUUUUAACAACCGAAGCUGAAUAACAACCCGAUCAAAUUGCAACUGCAAAGGGAAACUGUAAAUAGUGCAAGAAUCAUUAAGCUCACACGCCAUUAUUUUAGCAGGAAUAAUACAGAGGAAGUAAUGCUUUAAAAACUCCGGUCGGAAGGACGACUGAUGAAGCCAAGCACAGUGAAGCAAGUCCAUGCUGAGGGAUGUCCCUUUAAGAAGCUGAAAGAGAUAUACUCACAAAGCAGAUUUCCGAUUUGCACACUCAGUCACCGAAGAACACUCACACACAUUAAAAGAAAGUAUAGUAAAACUGCCGUAAUAUUUAACUAAGAACCGAAACCAACUUGUAUAGUCAUCAAGGAAAAACCGAGGAAACCCCGAGGCAAUAUCUGCUUUUAAAUGUGAGAGGAAAUACUAUCGUGUAACUAACUUAGACAGCUAACCAUCGGAAUAACUGAACUAACCAACUAGGCAUAUACACAAAAACACACAUAUAUGUGAUAGAUGUAUUAUGUGUAUUACCUAAACAACAUCGUUCGUAACACUACUCGAGACCCUUUGUUUUUUGAUUAAAGCUUAAGAGAAAUCUAUACCCUCCCACCUCUCGCCCACCCAACCCACUUCGAACCUCUCACCUAUGUAACUCGUAUAACUACUAACUAACUGAACCCAUAUCAGCUAUAUCUUCUGCUUCGAUCCCCCCGAAUUAAAACGAAAUAAAAAGUACAAAUAUUCAACUAAAGGCAAAAGCGAAACAACUAACGCACUCGUAAACAAUACGAAUGCUGCAGAUGCAGAUUCAGUGCUUAAAGGAAUUUAAGGAAAGGCGAAACGACUGCAAUAAAACUACAAGACCGAGAAUUAGUCAAAACAUCCAACGGAUUGCUCGAAUUCCCCACUCACAGAUCCGCUCAAUCACAAUAAAAUCGCAAACAAAACAAAAAAAAAGGUGGCGACAAGAGAUACAACAAAACAGAAAACGCUCUUAUGAUUUUUUUAAUAAAAGCAAACUAUAUACCACAAACAAAAAAGUAAAAAAGAACAACCGAAACCAAAACUAAAGGUAAAUGUUAAACUAAAAGAUGGGGCUCUCCAGCGAUGAUUUCUUCGACUGAAUUGCAGGGGUUGGUCGAUACCCUAUCCCCAACCACACAAGAAAAAACCCCACAAACCCUUUCACAGCAAAAAAAAACACAAGAAAUUGUUGACUGAACUAUGCGAAUUCAACUUUUGCAUUAAAUGUAUUAUAAUAGAGAAACAAACUCCACUAUAUAUAUAUGUAAUAUGAAGAUAUAUAUUUAUGUGUGUAUAAGUGUAUACCAAGCUGCAUAGAUAAAUAUAUUUAUCAUAUAUGUAUGUGUAUGUAGGAGACCUGUACAUAAGAAGGGUUGCUCUUGCCGAUGUAAAUUGAUGGAUAGCCAUGGCAACUAGAUACCGAUCAUAUUCAAGUGUAAAUUUUAAAAAGCUUCGAGAACCGUCCACACAAGCACACUUUCACACGCACUUACGUACAUUUAUAUAAUAUAUAGAUGGAUAGGGGGCGGGCCAGGGUCAGGGGUGGAGAGUUUGAGAGGGGGUCUUAGAGUCCGAGGCCAACAGAAAGAUCCGGAGGAGCAGAGCAGAGCAAAGUGCCUUAAGGAACAUUGUGCGCUGGCCGACUCGAUCCCCUCUUCCCCAGCCCCUGACCACGAGAGGCAGGCCCCCCUUCCACCCCCGCCCCUGCAGCCCCUUGCAAUUCAGUAGAACCAGCUGAAAAAGGCAAGCGAACAAUAAUGCAACGUUUCCAAGGUCCCACAGUGGAGGCCAGAUAUAAAGGGCCAAGCGACACGUGGACACUGUGUAAAUAAUCGCCACCCGAACCAGAGAAAGGAAAUAGGGUAUCCCCACUGUGGCUGCUAACUGCUGUAAAUACUCUCCAAUUAAAACUAAAUCUUGCAAAUGCUAUUUUGUACAAAAAAAAACAAACACCUAACCAUAAACUGGAUAAAAACUAAAGAAAUUAUAUAAUAAAUGAAUAAUAUAAAAUAACAUAAAAUAAAAGAAUAACACAUUCAAAUGUCAGUUCAUUGUACUGUACUUAGUCACUAUAUCCGUAAGAAUGCUAGGAUUUAUAAGAUGAAUAAGCAUUAGAGAAGAUGAAGAUAAUGGUCCAGACAAAGACGAUGAAACUUGCAAAACACCAAAAACGAACGAGGAUUGAGGAGAGGGAAAUGAAGCAUAACGAAAAGAAAACCGCCUACUUAAGAUUAGAUUUCAUGUUUUAGAUCGGUCAGAGGAAAUGAUUUUAGCUUCAUAGAUACAAGAUACCAGAUAGCAGAUAAACGAUUAAAGGUCAAAGAUACCAGAUACAUGAUAAAUGAAAAUGAAAAAUGAAUUCAGAUAGCAGAUACAAAGAGCCGAGUGUAAAGUAAGGUUGUUUUUUUUUCCUAGCCUUAAUCUAGACAAUUGAAUAAAUUUAGCAAACAUAACUGUAAAUGAGUCUAAGAAAUACCGAUGUAUAGCUGAAUUUAGACAUUUAUUUUAAUUUUAUUAUUACAAUUAUACGUUCAUAUUUUGUCCUACAUCUUAAGACUUUGAUUUAAUCACAAAAUAAGCCACUAUAAUUAAAGAACAACAAAAAAACAGAAAACAAGAAACCACAAAUAAAUCGGAGAAAACAGAAAUUGAAAGUCGUGUUAAUAUUUACCUAAAAAAGCUUAAAAACUGAAAUUAUAAAAACCAAAAAAAAAAUCAGAAAAAAAUUUGGAAUAAAUGUGUUCAGCAAAAGAAAUGUUAUUAUAUGUUUAAAUAAAUUACAAUUAAUUCGAAAUGAACAAAAAAUUUAAUGUAAUUAAAUUGAGCUAAGUACACAAGUAAAAUUUAAUACAAUUUCAAAUUGUACAUAAACACAGCAUAUACAUAUACAAAGGAAACAUGUAGCAUGUAGCAUAUACCCAGACAUAUGCAUAUGCUGCAACCGAAUUACAAGCUAGCUAUCCGCAGACUAAGCGCAGACUAAAAUACGAAAAACAAAAACCUUGAACAUACCAAAGAAACCAAAGAAAAACUAAGUACACAAGAUGAACAGUGAGAAGAUUAAGAAAACGGAACCCCAUGCUGAUCCAAUCCGAUCCGAACCCACAAUAAAGAAGCGAUAUCGAAGCAAAUAAAUUGAGAAAAGUGUUUUCGAACCGUUUUUUAUUUCGCACAGUUCCCUGUGCCCCAAUCCCCACAACCUUGUAAAUAAUAAUACUCGCUACUCUAUUCGACUUAUCCGUCUCAUUCCAUUCCGAUUCGCUCCGUUCCGUUCCAUAAAUGUACGUAUAUUUUUUUCUAUUUGUAUUUUGGCCAUAGAUCCGUAGUUAGUCGAGUCGAAAUGGAAUCGGAAUCGGAACCGUAUCCUUAUUUCGAUCUAGGAUCUAGUCUGAUGCAAAACCGCUAGUUCUGUAUUCUUAGUUCGUAUUGUAAUUGUAUUAGCUGGCGCUCAAAAAGAAACCAAAAAAAAAAAGGAAAAGAAAACCUAACGAAAAAUACUGAAUUGUAAAUAUUUGAUUUCGUUUCGUAACGUAUGUACGAGUAUCUUGUGUGAGCUCAACCUAAAUCUCGUCUUUGGCAUAUCAAUCACUCCCAGCUGCAGUUGAGUUAUCCAAUCAGUAAUCAGUCAAUCAGUCGAUCAAUGCUAACCGAUUAGAUACACCCACAUAUUAUACUAUAUACACACAUACACAUCCGCAAACAUGACUUAGGAGCUGAAAGCGCAUUUCAUUUGGUUUUCGUAUUACUUUCGUAUGCUUGAACUAUGCUCUACUCAACUCUACGCUCUACUCAACUCAACUCUAGUCUAGCCUACUUUAACCCAAAAGCGAAAUGCAUUAAAUGAAAACGAAAAUGAAAAAGAAAAUCUUAGCACGAUACUCUAGUGAAUGGAAACCCAGAAGAACAACAAGAUGAUGAAAAUUAUGAAGAAGCAAACAUAUCGUUGUAAAGCAAGAACUAAGUUAUGAAAACCACGUAUAACUCAAAAAGAAAAGUCUAACUUACGAAUGCAUAAUUAUUUUCGAAUAUAACACUAACACGCCACAACAAAACAUUUGACUUCUCCAGUUCAAUUCAAACCAAAUACAAUCUUUUCAAGUUUUCCAUUAAAUUUAAUUGCAAACCUAACAAAAACAAUUUUAAAACACAUACGUAAAAAAAUAUAUAUAAAAUAAUGAAAAACAUUUUGAUUGUACGGUCUAUGAUGAAACAAUAUACAUUUACCAUAUGCUAAAUACGAGUAAAUCAAAACAAAAACCAACAAAAGAAAAAAAAAAUAAAUGAAAUCUUUCAAAAUCUUCUCAAUGCUUCAAAAACAAACAAAAAGAAAGCAAAUUUCUAUUAAGGACAAAGACUGCAAAUAGAGAUUUAAAAAAGUACACUUAAAAACCAAAAACAAAAGCAAAACAUUUUAAUUAACUGAUUUUUAAUUCUAAUUUGGCCUUGAUUCAACUUACCAGGAUAUAAGUUUAGGUUUAGUUAGAAGUUCAAGACACAACAAAACACAACAUAACACAAUCGAACCGGACAGGACCGGACAGAACUGAAUCGAAUCGAACUUUCAAUUUGGAAAACUCCACCCGACCCAAGAAAUAGUGCAUCAGCAAUAGCAUAACAUUCAACUAAUAACAAUAACACAGAACCAAAGAACAUAAACCAGUCCUUAACAAGCAAGUCAAAGCAGAUGAUAAUGAUAA